UGCCCAGGGCCAUCCUGUGUGACAGCACAGACACGGUGAGAGUGCCUCAGACCCCCAAAGGAACCCAUCAGGCCUGGGAGCAGGAUGGGCCCUGCAAGCUUGACAUAAACUGGAGCCAAGGCAGCUCUCUUUGGCAGCCUGGCUGCUCCCCAGAGAACGGUCCCGCCUGCACCUGCCCCUUGGCCCUCACAGCCCUCCCGCCAUGGACCCCAACAGAGCAGCAGGUGCUGGUGCCAACUGCUGUGGGGAGGCAGCUGCCCCUGGGACGGAGCCAGCCAUGCAGGGUGCUGGUGCCUAAGCACUCAAGGCUGGGGCAGCCACAUGUUUCCUGCUCCAGUGGUGAAUCAUGGGGCGGUGCCCCAUGGCACAUAUUGUAUGGGGUUUUUUUGACAUGCCAGUGGGGCCAGGGUUACUGAUUGCUGAAUACAUCAGCUCCGUAGAGUAAUAAGGAAAUAGUGGCCUGAUAUCUGUUCUGUGGAAACGAGAGGAGGUGAUAACAGCCACCAGAGCACACGUCCUGGUCAGCUGCCCAGGAGCCACUUCUGGAACUGACAGAGGGGCAAGCUGCACAGUGACUCAUGUCAUCCCCUCCAGCUCUGCUCACCUGUCCUCCUGCAGACUUGGGAUCCACGGGUCAACCCUGCCUCACUAGAGACAGUAAAAGUGAGCUAGCUCUAGAUUACACACUGCCAGACCUGACAGGUUCUGUAGGCAUCUCACAGUCUCCCCUUACCUUGCCCAAUACAAAAUCUGGGUACCAGUAGUCCAUUAGAGGGGAGGUAUCUAUAUGAGAAAGACAGCAGUGUAUGAAAAGGUCUCUGACACUUCAGCUGAGUGUCCAUGCUACAUCUUUUCAUUUCAAAGAAAGCAAUCUCAGAACAAAAAGAGAGGGAAGCUGGGACUAUGGGUGAGUAGUACACAGCAUUAGAGAUUUCAUGCCAUUAGACCUCUCAAUAGAGCCAAAUAACCAGAGCUGCCUAAAAUUAAACACUGACAAAUAAUAAGUAGAAUGGUGUGUGAAGGGUCUAUUGGGCCAGGAGACCUUCACAGCGUGAUGUUUCUGCAUUGUUACACCACCUUGCACCUACUACAGCUGUCAAGUUUCAUCUGUUUCCUUGAACUCUUCAUGCAUCUUAGGUUCUGUGGCCUUAAUCCCCAUUACUAAUGAACAGAUCCUGCUUUUAGAGAAAGCUGCCCAUUUGAGAUCACUCUCCCUUCAGGAAUCCCACUUUUUUUCAGAGUCCCCUCAGAGAUGUCUGUUAACCUGCAAAUAUUUUGCAAUAAUUAACAUGAUUUUAUUUCCUCUUGACCCAGUAGCAUUUGGCCUGGGAUGCUGAGGGAGCCAUACCUCACAACAUUCAGUAUAUUUAGAUUUCUUAAGGCCACAUCCUCUUUUGCCAUAUUUUGCAAACAUAACACUGCCUUUUGACUACGCCUAAGUUUUCCUUGAUGCAAUAGCAAACUAGCAUUAAACCACAAAUGUGCUGGUAUCAUUUUUCAGGUAUUAUACUCACAGAUGCUUUGCGUAACAGUGUGGGUGUAGCCUAGAGCACCCUGCCAGCCACACAAACUAGCCUAAGCUGGUGUUUGGAGCUGCUUUGUGCCGAAGAAAGCCCCUUCAGCAAUGAGACCAAGCAAGAAGUCAAGAUACUGCCCUGAAGCUGCGCUUUGUAGAUGCUCAGACAAGGUCUGCAGGGCUUUAGUAGAACUCCCUGAGAGCCCUUAUGCCUGAUUCUGGGAAAGUAACAGCAGAUUGGUGAGGAGGAUUGUAGACACGCUCAAGUGACUUGCUGAGGUGAGGUGUAGAAAAACACGUGUAUUGGACUAGUUGUUGUUUAGCCUGGUGUGUUUGAUGAGUAGUACGUCUGUGUUUAGAUAACACAGGCCUGUGAUAGACUGAGAAGCACCCCACUGAACAUGACUGAGAUUCCUGCUCUGCUGUGUUAAGAUCAAAUCUCAGUGGUAAGCUAAGCCUGCAAUGAGCCCUGAUAUAUAGGUGAAAAGAUCUGGUUUGGUGAUCCUUGAGCAAGGACCAGGCUCCACAGUGCUGGCAUCCCUAUUCGUGUGCCUCUGCCUUUGGGUACUGCUUUGAGGAUCCUCUGGUUGGUGAGCUUUAGUGGUGUCAGCUAAAAAGCAACUGAACUCCCUCUGCUUUGAAAGGCAGAUGUCUUUCCGUGAAAACCUCCAGCCCUGCAGAACUUAUGUCCUUUCCAAAGACGCCUUGUGCAGUGGUUGUCACUGUGUCACUGGUAUUGUGACAGCUUUCUAAAACCCUGUGCCUGCAGAGAAAUUCACAGGAGCCUGAUGCACCACAUCCUGCCUUCUUUGUGAUCCUGUGAUGCUGAACUUCCUCUGUCUCUGCAGAUCCUUCGCAACCAUGGUGAAGUCUAGAAGAGUGCACCUGCUCCUGAUCCUGGUAGUUCUGUCCUUCCUCCUCAUCCACUUCCUGCCCUGCAACAACAAUGCCCCCUUGGAAGAAAAACCUUCUCCAGUCCACAUCCUCAUUCUCUCCUCCUGGCGAUCAGGAUCUUCCUUCACUGGACAAAUCUUCAGCCAGCACCCCAGCGUUUUCUACCUGAUGGAGCCCGCAUGGCAUGUCUGGGUUAGGAUGUACCAGAACAGUGCCAAAGUCUUACACAUGGCAGUGCGGGACUUAGUCCGGUCGGUCUUUCUGUGUGACAUGUCUGUGUUUGAUGCUUACAUGUCUAGCCAGAAGAAAAAGUCCGAUUUAUUUCAAUGGGAGACAAGCCGAGCCUUGUGCUCCCCACCUGCCUGUGACUUGUUCAAUCGCACUGACAUAAUCACUGCAGGCAAUUGCAAAAAGAUCUGUAGCAAGUACCCAUUCAGCAAGGUGGAGGAAGCUUGUAGAACCUACAGCCAUAUUGCCGUCAAGGAGGUCCGGUUCUUUGACCUGAAAGUCCUUUACCCACUUCUCACUGAUCCAUCCCUGAACCUCAAAAUUAUUCACUUGGUCCGUGAUCCCCGGGCUGUGUUCAGGUCCCGCGAGAAAACAGUGUCCGACCUGAAACGUGACAGUAACAUUAUUAUGGGGUCUCGUAGGGCAAAGGGUGAAACGGUGCCCUACAACAUAAUGCAAGUAAUUUGCAAAAGUCAUGUUAAGAUUUAUAAGGCAGGAACUCAGGCCACUCCCAGCUUCCUGAAAGACCGAUACUUGCUGGUUCGCUACGAAGACAUUGUCAGAGACCCGCUGGCAAGGGCUGCGCAGAUGUACAGGUUUGCAGAACUCCAUUUCACACCAGAACUUCAGAAGUGGGUGCACAACAUCACUCAUGGGAAGGGUCUCGGAGCACAGGCCUUUGAAAUUGGGUCCAGAGAUGCACAGAGAGUAUCCCAGGCCUGGAGGGAGACACUUCCCUUCCAGAAAAUUGAAAAAGUGCAAAAUGUGUGCAAGGAUGCGAUGGACUUGCUGGGCUACCGGCUCGUCCAGUCUGAAGAAGAGCAAAAAAAUAUGUCACUGGAUCUUUUGUUCGCCCAGAACUCCUCUGAGUACCAAAGCCUGAAGGCAGAAAAGCUGGAGUCUGUACCUACUCUCUGAAGCCUGCAGAGUGCAGAACUGUUCACUAGAACAAAAGAGGACAGAGGUGCAGGCAUAGAAGUGUAAGGGCGUGUGCAUGGAUGCAAGGACAACUAACAUAGGAAUCCUGACUGCGUUCACAAGAGCUCUCAGAAGCACAGGGUCACUCUCUAAGGCCCCUGGAGAUUCAGCCACAAUGAAGGCUGAAGUAACGCAAGUUUGUUCUCCAAAUUAUGUUUAGAUUGGAGCAUAUGAAAUAGCAAAGCAGUGGGACCAGAUAGCAGAACCCAACCCC
Molecule: messenger RNA, 3830 nt
Organism: Empidonax traillii (willow flycatcher)
Lineage: Eukaryota; Metazoa; Chordata; Aves; Passeriformes; Tyrannidae
Product: carbohydrate sulfotransferase 4-like
Exons: 3
Coding region: 2339-3556 (405 amino acids)
Biological process (GO): N-acetylglucosamine metabolic process; keratan sulfate proteoglycan biosynthetic process; carbohydrate metabolic process
Cellular component (GO): Golgi membrane
Molecular function (GO): N-acetylglucosamine 6-O-sulfotransferase activity
Source: RefSeq, a predicted model, not a curated record